Molecule: messenger RNA, 1906 nt
Organism: Salvia hispanica
Lineage: Eukaryota; Viridiplantae; Streptophyta; Magnoliopsida; Lamiales; Lamiaceae
Source: RefSeq, a predicted model, not a curated record
UCAAUCGAAAAGAACAAAAAAAGAGAGAAACCAGCCUACAGAUUACACAGAUUAGAUCUAGCCAUUGCUUUUCUCCCUUUCCCCCUCUCUCUCUCACACAUUCACACAGAAUCGUUCUUCAUUUGCCGACUAUCACUGAGCUUCUUCUACAGAUCUCAGCUAUGGAAAUGUGAGGCGUUUUUCUCAGCUCAGAGAGGAGGUAAAAGAGUUCCAAAGUGUCCCUUUGCAAUUUGUGAGUAGGUGGAUACUAUUGAAUCAGAAGCUGUUGGCGAAAAGGAUUUUGUUGCAUUGUGCCCUCAAAGCCGACUUGCCCAUGGCGUCAGAGCAGAUAAGGUUUCUGCAGCCGCAGCAAGCACGGGCAUCUCGGCGCAAGAGGUGGGGAGGUUGUUGGACUGGACUUUCUUGUUUUGGUAAAAAUAAAGGUGGGAAACGGAUCGUGCCUGCAUCAAGAAUGCCCGAAGGCAACCAAGCGUCGAAUCAGCCAAACGGGCCUCAAGCCGUUGGACUGCCUAAUCAGACAACUGGAAUCCCUCAAUCACUUUAUGCUCCUCCGUCUUCGCCUGCUUCCUUCUCAAAUUCCGCACUCCAGUCUACAGCUCAGUCGCCCAGCUGUUUCUUGUCUGCCAACUCACCCGGUAAUCCGUCGUCUACUAUGUUUGUCACAGGUCCAUACGCCCACGAGACGCAGCUGGUAUCUCCUCCUGUGUUCUCGACUUUCACAACCGAGCCAUCUACAGCUCCUUUAACUCCUCCGCCUGAGUUGGCGCAUUUGACUACUCCGUCUUCACCCGACGUGCCUUACGCCCAUUUCCUGUCGUCGUCCGCCAAUAUGAAAGGCGCUGAUAAGCACAGUUACUUCGCUGCAAAUGAUCUUCACUCCACGUAUUCGCUCUACCCCGGAAGCCCAGCCAGUGCCCUCAGAUCGCCUGUUUCUAGAACGCCCGAGAAGGAGUUCCCCUCUCACUGGAGUCCUUCGAUCCCUUCGAAAGAGCCUGUGUACUCAAAAUCCGGGUCGGGCCGGUAUAUCGCGAUCGAGGCCGGCGGUGCCGGAAAAUCGCGCCAGGAUUCCAAUUUCUUCUGCCCCGAGACGUUCGCGCAGUUCUACCUCGACCAGUCGUCGCUUUCUCAUUCCGGUGGUCGGAUAAGCGUCUCCCGAGAAACGGAUGCUUACUCGAAUGCCGGAAAUGGCCACCAAAACAGGCAGCCAAAAGUUCCCAAACCUGAUCCUGAGGAACUGGAAGCUUAUAGGGCUUCUUUUGGAUUCAGUGCUGACGAAAUCGUCACCACAACACAUUAUGUCGAGAUAUCAAACGUGUCGGAUGAGUCCUUCAGCAUGAACCCUCUCACGCCCGACAAAUCAUCCGGGGACGGAAACAUCUUAAAUGCAGGAUUCGCUCAUCUCGAAGAUCAAGGCCCAGAAAAGCACAGUUCUGGGCGAGGGCUGCCAACGAGCCCCCUCCUAAGCGAUGAUGAGGACAUAUACUCGAAGAUGGGGGCUCCUAGAAACGGCCGGAAAUACCAGUUUGGUUCGUCCAAUUCUGAUGCGGAGAUUGAGUACAGGCGAGGGCGGAGCCUGAGGGAGGAGCGCAGCUGGCGGCAAAGCUGAGGCUGCUACGAACGCCCAAAAAUGGCCCGUGUAUGUAUUUGCAGCUGUUCUAUUAUAUUUAUCAUUGUGUCAAUGAUUUAGCAUGUGAUGAUGAUCCAACCUUGCUUUUGUGUGAGAGCUGUUUAGUAUAAAUUCUGAAGAGUGUCUGUUACAUAUAUAUAUUUAUAUAAAUUCAAGAAUUAUGCAAGUAAGUGUAGAGACUGCAAAAUUUGGCAUAGUUCAGUUGGAGAAAGAAUACAAUGUGCACCCUUUUUGUAUGUAAAUCUUAAUAUAUGCAUCACUUCAAAUUUGCUAGUGGAA